Esox lucius (northern pike) is the source of this 2033-nucleotide messenger RNA. RefSeq names its product GDP-Man:Man(3)GlcNAc(2)-PP-Dol alpha-1,2-mannosyltransferase-like. Gene Ontology annotation, molecular function: GDP-Man:Man(3)GlcNAc(2)-PP-Dol alpha-1,2-mannosyltransferase activity. Gene Ontology annotation, biological process: protein N-linked glycosylation. Gene Ontology annotation, cellular component: endoplasmic reticulum membrane. The record is from RefSeq and is a predicted model, not a curated record. The transcript is spliced from 5 exons. Lineage: Eukaryota; Metazoa; Chordata; Actinopteri; Esociformes; Esocidae. The coding region runs from base 30 to 1517 and encodes 495 amino acids.
ACAUCCGGUUCAGAGGUUGUGUUGUCAAGAUGUCUGUCCAUGAUCAGCUCGCUCAAUGUUUGUGUGAUUUAAUAAGGUUGCUGUGGACAUUGCUACUGCCAUGCUUGUUUCUGUGUGUGCUCCUGACCGCCGUCCUGAUCGCGCUGGUCAUGAGUUUGCGCGUUUGGCUUCAGGCGAACAGGAAUGCGCGGCGCGCACGAGACGGCCGCCCCACGGUGGCCUUCUUUCACCCAUACUGCAACGCCGGUGGCGGCGGAGAGAGAGUCCUUUGGUGUGCCCUCAGAGCUUUGCAGAAUAGGUACCAAGAUGUCAACUUUGUGGUGUACACAGGCGACCAGGGCGUGACAGGUCCACAGAUUCUGGAUGGUGCACGGAGGCGUUUCAAUAUCCUUCUACCUCGACCUAUCCACUUUGUCUUCCUCAAACACCGCCUGUUGGUUGAGGCCAGCCUUUUUCCCUACUUCACCUUGAUUGGUCAGAGUGUGGGCUCCAUCUUCCUUGGUUGGGAAGCCCUUACAGAAUUUGUCCCAGACGUCUACAUCGACUCCAUGGGUUAUGCUUUCACCAUGCCUGUGUUUAAAUACCUAGGAGGCUGUCACGUGGCUAGCUACGUACACCAUCCAACCAUCAGCACGGACAUGCUGUCUGCUGUGAGCGAAAGAAAUCCCAGGUUGGACAACCCAGACUCCAUCUCCAACAACCUGUUCCUGAGCGCCGUCAAGGUCGUCUACUACUGCAUGCUCGCGCUGCUCUACGGUCUGGCCAGCUCCUCCAGCGACGUGGUCAUGGUCAACUCCAGCUGGACCCUGGAACACAUCCUGACCCUGUGGCGCGCGCCAAACCGCACCUGCCUGGUCUACCCGCCCUGCGACACACAAGCCUUAGUGCAGCUCCCGUUGGACGAGGACUCGGGCAAGAAGUGUCAUUCCAUCGUCUCCGUCGGUCAGUUCAGACCGGAGAAGGACCACCGGCUCCAGAUACGUGCCUUCCGGAAGGUGCUGGAGCGGAAGGAGGCGGGGCCAGAUGGGAGGGAGUCGCUGAGGCUGGUGCUGAUUGGCGGAUGCCGAAACCGAGAGGAUGAGGAUAGGGUGCUGAUGCUGAGGGGGUUGUGCCAGGAGUUGGGAGUGGCAGACAGGGUGGAGUUUAAACUUAAUGUGCCCUUCGAGGAGUUGAAGAGGGAGCUGGGGGAGGCAACGGUGGGACUGCACACCAUGUGGAACGAACACUUUGGGAUAGGGGUGGUGGAGUGCAUGGCUGCCGGAACGGUCAUGGUGGCCCACAAGUCCGGAGGCCCCAAGCUGGACAUCGUGGUACCCUACGAGGGAGGUCAGACGGGCUUUCUGGCUGAGGACGAGGACGGUUUUGCCGACGCCAUGGAGCGGAUCCUUGCCUUGUCGCCAUUGGCCCGCCUAGAGAUUAGACGCAACGCCCGUCUCUCGGUCGCCCGCUUCUCCGACCAGGAGUUUGAGAACUGCUUCCUGGCCGCCAUGGAACCAGUCAUGGGGACGUUGGCGUGAAGAGGCAGGAGUAUGGGUGGCAGACUGGGGGUGGGCUUGGGGGGGUGAGGUGUGUGGAACGUUUGUGUUUGUGCUGCCUGGAUGCAGGUGUUUACGUGCACAAGAACGACCUUGCAACAAAAGACAGAUGCUUUUCUUGACACGUCUGGCCAAUUUCUUUUUAGGAGCCUUUACUGUAUGUUUAGUUUUCAAGACCCAUUCCAUUAUUGUACUUUAAUGCGUAAAGGUCUUUGUGUAUAACCUUCUUCCUGGACUCUGCUAGUGGAUAUAGAUGGUAGAGAGGAUCAGUUGCCAACUGUGAACUUAGUAACGUUCCAGUUUUUUGUUUGCAAUCAAUCUAACUACAGAUCUCUGAAGAUCGCUAUAUCACAAAAAACAAUGGGUUCCUGGAAUGGGAAACAUCCAGGGGUUGCGAUAGAAUAUAUUGGGCAGUGCAAUGACGACAAACCAUUUCCCAAACCUGAUGGUGAAUGUGCUGUUAUAAUGGUGUGGUUAUUUAAAGUUAUUUAAACAUUC